AUGUUAUCAAGGAUACCAAGAGGUAGAAUAAUAAAUAAUCCAAUACCCAAAAAUACAUCCACAAAAUUAUACAAAACUAUACCAAUAUGUGCUAGAUAUUUGCAACCGAUAAAUAAUUACCAUGGCCAACGUAAUAUAAUUCCAAUUAGACAUUUUUCUUCUUCAGAUCGUAAAAAUUUACAAAUGCAAAUGAAUAAAGAUGAUCAAGAUAAUCGUCCUACUUUAGAAAAAUAUGGUACAAAUUUAACACAAUUAGCUAAAGAAGGUAAAUUAGAUCCAGUUAUUGGAAGAAAUGAAGAAAUUAGAAGAACUAUUCAAAUUUUGUCAAGAAGAUCUAAAAAUAAUCCAGUUCUAAUUGGUAGUGCCGGUACUGGUAAAACUGCAGUUAUGGAAGGUUUAGCUCAAAGAAUUGUUAAAAAAGAAGUUCCUGAUUCAAUGAAGGAAAAACAAAUUAUAACUUUAGAUUUAGCUGGUAUAAUAUCCGGUUCAAAAUUUAGAGGUGAUUUUGAAAGUAAAUUAAAACAGAUUUUAAAAGAAGUUGAAGAAAAGAAUGGGUCAAUAAUUUUAUUUAUUGAUGAAUUUCAUUUAUUAAUGGGAUUAGGUAAAGCUGAAGGUUCAAUUGAUGCUUCAAAUCUAUUAAAACCUGCAUUAGCAAGAGGGAAAUUAUCAAUGUGUGGUGCUACAACUAUUGAAGAAUAUAGAAAAUAUGUUGAAAAAGAUGCUGCAUUAGCAAGAAGAUUUUCUCCAGUUACCAUUAAUGAACCAACUGUUGAAGAUACAAUUUCGAUAUUAAGAGGUUUAAAAGAAAAAUAUGAAGUUCAUCAUGGUGUUAGAAUUAUGGAUUAUGCAUUGGUUACAGCUGCAUUGUAUUCAAAUAGAUAUAUUACUGAUAGAUUUUUACCUGAUAAAGCAAUUGAUUUAGUUGAUGAAGCUAGUUCAACAUUAAGAUUACAACAUGAAUCAAGACCAGAUGCUAUUCAAACAUUAGAUAGACAAAUUAUGACUAUUGAAAUUGAAUUAGAAUCAUUGAAAAAAGAAGAUGAUCAAUUAUCAAUUGAUAGAAAGAAUAAGUUACAAGAAGAAUUAACAAUCAAAAGAAAAGAAUUAAAUGAAUUAACUCAACAAUGGGAAGAAGAGAAAAAAACAAUUGAUGAUGUUAAAGAAGCAAAAUCAAAUUUGGAAAAAGCAAGAUAUGAAUUAGAACAAGCUCAAAGAGAGGGUAAUUAUGGUUUAGCUUCAAAAAUUCAAUAUGCAACUAUUCCUGAAUUACAAAAUCAAUUAAAACAAUUAACUCAAAAAGAACAAGAUGUAAAAUCAACUUCAUUAUUACAUGAUUCAGUUACUUCAGAUGAUAUUGCUGGUGUUAUAUCAAAAAUGACUGGUAUACCUGUUGAUAAUUUAAUGAAAGGUGAAAAGGAUAAAUUAUUAGAUAUGGAAGUUAUAUUAAAACAAAAAGUUGUUGGUCAAGAUGAAGCAAUACAUGCAGUAUCAGAUGCUGUUAGAUUACAAAGAGCUGGUUUAACUAGCGAUAAAAGACCAAUUGCUUCAUUUAUAUUUCUUGGUCCAACAGGUACUGGUAAAACUGAAUUAACUAAAGCAUUGGCUGAAUUUUUAUUUAAUGAUCAAAAUUCAGUUAUAAGAUUUGAUAUGUCUGAAUUUCAAGAAAAACAUUCUUUAUCAAGAUUAAUUGGUUCUCCACCUGGUUAUGUUGGUUAUGAUGAAAGUGGUGAAUUAACUGAAGCUGUUAGAAGAAAACCAUAUAGUAUUGUUUUAUUUGAUGAAUUUGAAAAAGCACAUCCAGAUAUUUCAAAAUUAUUAUUACAAGUUUUAGAUGAAGGUACAUUAACUGAUUCACAUGGUAAAAAAAUUGAUUUUAAAAAUACAAUAAUUGUAAUGACUUCAAAUAUUGGACAAGAAAUUUUAUUAAAUGAUACAAAUACAUUUGAAGAUGGUCAUAUAGUUAAAGAAGUUAAAGAUAAAGUAAUUGAAAAUUUAAGACAUUAUUAUCCACCUGAAUUUUUAAAUCGUAUUGAUGAUACUUUAGUUUUCAAUAGAUUAUCUAAAAAAGUAUUAAAAGAUAUUUUACAAAUUAGAUUAAGAGAAAUUAAUGAUAGAUUACUAGAUAAAAGAAUUUUCCUUAAUUUGACUAAUCCUGCAAAAGAUUUAUUAUGUGAAAAAGGUUAUGACCCACGUUAUGGUGCAAGACCAUUAAAUCGUGUUUUACAAAAGAAAGUAUUAAAUCCAUUAGCUAUGUUAUUAAUUAAAGGACAAAUAAGAGAAAAUGAAACAGUUCAUGUUGAAGUUCGUGAUCAUGAAAUUUAUGUAAAACCAAAUCAUUCAGAAAAACAAGUUAUAAAAGAUGAAGAAGAAUAUUAUCAAGAAAAGGAUAAAGAAUAA
Insectozyma verbasci is the source of this 2397-nucleotide messenger RNA. The record is from the annotation of a GenBank genome assembly. Lineage: Eukaryota; Fungi; Ascomycota; Pichiomycetes; Serinales; Debaryomycetaceae.